GACAAUUGCCUGAGCAAUAGAUGUAAUCAACGGUUAAAAAAACCGCCGCUGAUCCCUGAGAUUUCAUCUCAAUCAGCCCUCUAACAAAAAUGUUAGUUGACACACUGCAAAAGCAGUAAGAGGAAGCUCCUUUUUCUCCUAAAUAAAUCAAUUCUAUUCUUCUUUACUUUGUUCUCAAUUCUCUUAAGAUAAUUUUAAAUCUUUUUCUUUCUAUUUAUUGUUGUAAUUUAAUUAAUUUUCUAGAAAAUAGUUUUAAUUACUUGAGUUUCUUCGCUCUACCAGCGUCCAUCUCAAUUCUGCUCAUCUGUUUGACUCCGUCAUCAUCUUUAAUAAUUGGAUAAAGGAGAAAAUGUCUGAGUCUGAAAUGAUUAGAAAUGACAAAAAUGAAGCCAAAUAUUCAUCAACAACUCAAAAAGUUAAUAAAAAUAAGUUGGGUAAAUUUCUUAGAAAGUGACAAAUUAUUAUUACAUCGAACCUCCUAAUUCCACUCACCAUGAACCUCUGGUUCGGGUAUAAAAAAGAGAGGGUGGAAAUUGAGUUGAUCGUCAUUCGCUUCCUCGUCUUCAAGCCUUUUACUUGAUCUUCACUUGAUUUUCAUCUUUUACCUUUUUUCUUUUUUUUCUUUUUAUCUUUUUUUCUAUUUGUUAAUUGUUCUAUUUUCUUAAUUGAUCAAAAUGUCUACUGUUACCGAAAAAAUCAUUGGUUGGAAUAUUUUAUCAGAGGAAAUUAAAGCAAUCAAAUUGAAAGAUUUGGUUAAUUUAACUCGAACCUUUGAAAGUCUAAUUAAUGACAUCAUAAUCUCCGAAAGUGAAAGAGCUGUUUUGGAAACUCAUAAAUCGGUUAUAAUUCGUGAAGAGAAACAACAAUCAUCUGUCAUUGAUUCGAAUAUUUCUUGGGAAGAUUCGCAACUGAACAAGUCAAUUUCUAAAGUUGAUUGGAGUAUCGAAGAGAAGGGAAAAUCAUCACCACCCGAAGAUAAAGACUCUGAAGUAUUCGUUUGGCCAAUGAUCGAUAUUAUGACUGAGGACGAAAUGAAUAAUGAGACUGAUCAUUGUAAUGGAGAUUCAGGUGAACCAGAAGAAGAACAACAACAACAACAAGAACAAGAGAAAGAAAAAAGUUCCAAGGUCGAAAUGGAUUGGAAUGGAGGAACCAAUUGGUGUUAAUCAAACUCUUUCGACGAUUUGAUGAUUUGGACACUUGAAUAUUCAAUUUGAUUUCAAUUCCAUUUUUCGUAACAUUUUCUAUUCUCUCAACAACAAUUUAACUUGAAUUUUCUUUCAUUAUUGUAUUUUAAUCAUUUCCACUUUGAUCUUGUGUCCAAAAACCAUAAAUACAAGAAUAAAAUUUUAAUUCAAAUUCCAA
Messenger RNA from Panonychus citri (citrus red mite), 1365 nucleotides. RefSeq lists its product as uncharacterized. The coding region runs from base 675 to 1166 and encodes 163 amino acids. The record is from RefSeq and is a predicted model, not a curated record. Lineage: Eukaryota; Metazoa; Arthropoda; Arachnida; Trombidiformes; Tetranychidae. The transcript is spliced from 3 exons.